Arabidopsis thaliana (thale cress) is the source of this 2070-nucleotide messenger RNA. Its product is annotated as myosin heavy chain-like protein. Bases 172 to 1839 code for a protein of 555 amino acids. NCBI's taxonomy places the organism in Eukaryota, Viridiplantae, Streptophyta, Magnoliopsida, Brassicales, Brassicaceae. Gene Ontology annotation, biological process: cytoskeleton organization. The record is from RefSeq and is marked reviewed. The transcript is spliced from 3 exons. Gene Ontology annotation, molecular function: actin binding.
CUUUUCUUCUCCUCUCUCUCAAUUUCUUUUGUCGGUUUUAAAUUCAUUUCAUUUUAUUAUAAAUUCGCUACCGUUUUUUUCUGUCACCGGAGCUCCUUCUUCCAGAUCGUGCUUGAUGUCCCGGAUAUGAUUUUUUAGUUCCAAAUCUUGAAUCUUUUGAUUGGAUAAGAAAUGAGGAAGCUUAGUAUUAGAGACUCCUUGAAAUCUUUCUUUGAGCCUCAUCUUCAUCCUGAUAAUGGUGAAUCACUCAAAGGAACAAAAACUGAAAUUGAUGAGAAAGUGAAGAAAAUCUUGGGAAUUGUUGAGAGUGGAGAUAUUGAGGAAGAUGAAUCCAAAAGACUAGUGGUUGCUGAGUUAGUGAAAGACUUCUACAAAGAGUAUGAGUCUUUGUAUCACCAAUACGAUGAUCUAACGGGUGAGAUCAGGAAAAAAGUACAUGGAAAAGGAGAGAACGAUAGCUCUUCUUCUUCGAGCUCAGAUUCGGAUUCAGAUAAGAAGAGCAAGAGAAACGGGCGGGGUGAGAAUGAGAUAGAGUUGUUAAAGAAACAGAUGGAAGAUGCAAAUCUUGAAAUUGCUGAUCUCAAAAUGAAGUUAGCAACAACUGAUGAACACAAAGAAGCUGUUGAAUCAGAGCACCAGGAGAUUUUGAAGAAGUUAAAGGAAUCAGAUGAGAUUUGUGGGAAUUUGAGAGUUGAAACUGAGAAGUUAACAAGUGAGAACAAAGAACUGAAUGAGAAACUUGAAGUUGCUGGUGAGACGGAAUCUGAUCUGAAUCAGAAGCUAGAAGAUGUGAAGAAAGAGAGAGAUGGUUUGGAAGCAGAGCUUGCGAGUAAGGCUAAAGAUCACGAGAGUACACUGGAAGAAGUUAACCGUCUGCAAGGGCAAAAGAACGAAACCGAAGCAGAACUCGAGAGAGAGAAGCAAGAGAAACCAGCGUUACUGAAUCAGAUAAACGAUGUGCAGAAAGCAUUGUUAGAGCAAGAAGCUGCUUACAAUACGCUGAGCCAAGAACACAAACAGAUCAACGGUUUGUUCGAAGAACGAGAAGCAACAAUCAAGAAGCUAACAGAUGAUUACAAACAAGCCCGAGAGAUGUUGGAGGAGUACAUGUCAAAGAUGGAGGAGACAGAGAGGAGAAUGCAAGAGACCGGUAAAGAUGUUGCAUCCAGGGAAUCUGCGAUUGUAGAUCUUGAAGAGACGGUAGAGAGUCUACGUAAUGAAGUGGAGAGGAAAGGAGAUGAGAUAGAGAGUUUGAUGGAGAAGAUGAGUAACAUCGAGGUUAAACUCCGUUUGUCUAACCAGAAACUGAGAGUAACCGAACAAGUGUUGACAGAGAAAGAAGGAGAGUUAAAGAGAAUAGAAGCUAAGCAUUUAGAGGAACAAGCAUUGCUCGAGGAGAAGAUCGCAACAACCCACGAAACAUAUCGAGGUUUGAUCAAAGAGAUAUCAGAGAGAGUGGAUUCAACAAUACUAAACCGGUUCCAAUCCUUGUCUGAAAAACUUGAAGAGAAGCACAAAAGCUACGAGAAAACAGUGGUUGAAGCGACGAAGAUGCUCUUGACGGCGAAGAAGUGUGUGGUAGAGAUGAAGAAGGAGAAAGACGAGAUGGCGAAGGAGAAGGAAGAGGUGGAGAAGAAGCUUGAAGGUCAAGUAAGAGAAGAGGAGAAAGAGAAGGAGAAGUUGAAGGAGACAUUGUUGGGAUUAGGAGAAGAGAAGAGAGAAGCGAUAAGACAGUUAUGUAUAUGGAUCGAACACCAUAGAGACCGUUGUGAGUAUCUUGAAGAGGUUUUGUCGAAAAUGGUCGUGGCAAGAGGACAAAGAAGGUCACAACGAGCUUAAAAGUGACUUAAACUCUUCUCAAAACUGUAAGUUAGAGCUUAGCUGUGUUUAUUUUGUGAUUGGUGUUUGUGUUUUGUUUUUCUAAGUCAGAAGAAUUAUUUUGUUGGGGUGAAGUGUGAUGAUUGUUUUGUAGUUGUAAGAUCAUAAAGAUGGAUUUGGACUCAUCAUUGUUGUUAUAAUGUUUUCUAAGAUAUAUAUUUAUAUAGAAUGCAAUUUUCAUUUCAAAAACAA